This is a messenger RNA of Hypomesus transpacificus, 4861 nucleotides long. RefSeq names its product putative proline-rich protein 21. Bases 719 to 1558 code for a protein of 279 amino acids. The transcript is spliced from 3 exons. NCBI's taxonomy places the organism in Eukaryota, Metazoa, Chordata, Actinopteri, Osmeriformes, Osmeridae. The record is from RefSeq and is a predicted model, not a curated record.
AAAGCUGAGGUGGCCACCAAGAAGACCGAUGUCUCCUCUAACAGUGAAGAUGAGAGCCCGGAAGAGAACCCCACCACCUUCUCCAUCUCGGCCCCUCCCACACCUGCCAGCUCCACCAACCAGUUCAAGGAGAGUAUGGCCCUGCUGGAACUGGAUUUUGCUGAGUUCAAAGAGCUGACCCAGGCCAGGCUGUCCAACCUCAAAGACAGCUCUUUACAGCAGCUUAGAGAGGAGCUCCAGCAGCUCAAGAGGGACAACCAAGCCUCUGCAUCUGACUUCAGAGGAAGUUUAGAGGCACUCAGACAAGAAAACAGUGUACUCCGUGCUCAAGUUAACCAAAAUAAAGGAAGAUGCUGAGAAGAGAGAAAGGAGCUUCAUCAGAGAAGUCCAACACCUGACAGACAAACUUUCAUCAAUCCCCACAACCACAAGUACAGACACACAGACCCUCCCUGCCAGUGUCCCAAAUCCUUGCCUUGAUUCUGUCCCAUCCUCACUAACCAGCACCCAGCCCAACAACACCCUGACCCCUCCUGAUACAUCCACACACCCAGCUGCCAACGGCCAGCCCUGCCCAUUCCAGCUCCCCUCCACUCCUGAAGAACAAGCCCCACAAGUGGUCCUGCUGUCCGAUUCAAAUGGGAAAUCCUUGGACACAAGUAAACUUUUCCCAGGUAAAAAAGUGCUGUCUAAACGCUGCAGCAACACAGGCCAGGCAAUGAAGCUGCUGAAAAAGGAGACCCUCAAGAGCCCUCAGUGCCUGGUGAUCCACACAGAAACCAACGACCUGCACAGCCUCCGAAAGGACACCGCUGACGCAAUAAAGAAGAUGGCGGAGCAGGCCAGUAUGGAGUUCCCUAAUACCCGAAUUGUGGUCUCCACUCUACCUCCUAGGAGGUCAGAAGAGGAUGUUCCACCUUGCCUAAUGUCCACCUGGCCUUCCACCCAACCAUUGGCACCUGGGACCUUUAUGACGGGCUCCAUGUUCACAAAGAGAAGGUGGGGAUAUUUGCAAAGACCCUCAAAGAUGCAGCCCUGGGACGCAGCCCCUCAACCUCCUCCCCUACUGGGAGCUUCAGAGACCACCCUCCUCCUACCCACCACCACCCUAGAAUCAUCCCCCCUGCUGCGAGGAGACACAACAAUCCAGCCUGGACAUCCCACUCCCCACACAGCCACCACCUCACCACUGGGAGGCACAACCAGAGGAGACCACCUUCCCCCUCCCAAACUUCUGCCUACCAACCCCCUCCACACCCACAGCAGCGGAACAAUGCUGCAGCCCCUUGUCCCCCUCUACAUCCACAGCAGCGGAGCUAUGCUGCAGCCCCUUGUCCCCCUCUACAUCCACAGCAGCGGAGCUAUGCUGCAGCCCCUUGUCCCCCUCUACACCCACAGCAGCGGAGCUAUGCUGCAGCCCCUUGUCCCCCUCCACACCCACAGCAGCGGAGCUAUGCUGCAGCCCCUUGUCCCCCUCUACAUCCAAAGCAGCAGAGCUAUGCUGCAGCCCCUUGACCCCCUCUACAUCCACAGCAGCAGAGCUAUGCUGCAGCUGUAGCCCAGGCUGCUGCCACAGCACCUUCCCCUGCUACCUCUGAGCUGGGAGACAUCAGGGAGAUGCUACACACCCUGUGCACCAGGCUUCUAUCCAGCUAAGUUGUACUGUACACCUUCCCAGUUGACAAACAGAAUAACAUGGAACUAUACUGUUUGCAGUAGUAGUAAUAUAAAUAGUAGUAACCCGUACAAUGGUAAUAUUUGCAAAACAGUACACCUCCACUAAAUACAUAUACAUUUAUAGUGUUGCUAAUAAGAUAAAUAAUUGUAGAUGUUUAAAUUUUUGUCUCACUAUCUACGUUCAUUUUGAUUGUUUUCAAAUGCGUUCAUUUCAUAAAAGUUGUUGGAAUAUACAGGGUCUUCUCUCCUCAACCUUUGAGCUGAAGAGUGGAAACCCUGAAUUCAUUAAUUCUAUCAAAGACGUUGAUAUAAUUGUACUGACAGAAACAUGGUAUCAAAAUAAUCUGCUCACUCACUGUCCCCCAGGAUACAAUGAAGUCAUGGUGCCCUCUUUAAAACUACCUAACAUACGCAAGGGCAGAACAUCGGGAGGGAUCUUGGUGUGGUAUAAAGAAGGUCUUUGUCAUCAUAUCUCACCAGUUAAACAGGGGAAACGUGCUCUUAAUUGGAGAUCUGAAUGGACGGACAGGAAUCGAACCUGACAUCAUCGACCCACAGGGCAACAACCAUGUGUUUGUCCAACCACGGCCUUUACGAUCGUCGAUCCCUCUCGGCGGGAGAAUCGGCCGGGCGUCGGGGAAACCGCAGGCGGACCCGCCCGCCUAGAGGCAUGGCACGCCUUUAUUUAGUCCAACCGCGGCUUCGGAGGAAACCGCAGCGGGACAUGCCUGCCCGCCCACCUGCCCAGAGGCGUGCCAAGCCUCGGAAUCUGAGGCCUGUGACGUCAGGUCAAGCGUCAGGGGAAACCAUUGCGGGACAUGCCUGCCCGCCCGGCAUGGCACGGCACGGCAUGGCCUUGUGAAGUGGAAUGAUAUCACACUGUUGCAAUUAUGAAUAUGAAGAACAAUUAUGGAUUAUAUGAUUGAAAAACUUACCUCUUAAUCACUUUUUAUAAUUUUAUACCUGUAUAUGUUACUGAAAAAACCUGAUGCAAAGCUGUUGACUGUUUGGUAUUUUUUUAUCCAAUGACUUAGUAAUUUGAAUAUUUCUUCAUCACUUGGAAUGAGGCGGGUCACUUGGAAUGCCUGUCACAAACAUCCCUCUCUUCCACUCUAUUUAGUCCAACCACGGCCUUUACGAUUGUCGAUCCCUCUCGGCGGGAGAAUCGGCCGGGCUUCAGGGAAACCGCAGCCGGGCCGAGAGGGAUCGCAGGCCAAUAUCUCAAAGACGGCCUUUAUGCUUCGACGAGCCGCGAUCGCUCUUUGGCGGUCGAAUUAGGGACAUUUAUUUGUCCAUGUAAUCAUGUGAGCUGUAGGCAAGUGCUACUAACACACAUUCGUUGGGGGUCAGGACAGCCGUUAUCUAGGGUCACGCAGCUAUGGCUCAGGAUUUCAGUGCGCUGCAAGUUCUACAACAGAUGUUUGCAAAUAUCGAGCAAAGUGAGUCUAAAGAGGAGACCGAGGAUGUGUCAGAAAUAGAAGACGGCGAAGAGUGUGUGGAGAUGUGGCAGAAGAGCAGGAAGAAGAAGAAGAAGAAGAAGAAAAAGACGACGGGCAAGAGUACGCGGAGCAUGUGUCGGAACAAGAAGACGGGCAAGAGUAUAAUGCAGUCGACGACAACGCAGCUGCCGCCGCCGACCGAGCCCCUGAAAUCGACAGAGAUACUUUCUUGUCGAAAGAUGGCAAAAUUGAAUGGCGUUCGGUUGCGUAUCUGAGGAAUCCGAGGCUGCUGUUUCAACGUGACAGCCGUGAGAGGACCCCCAGAGGACCCACAGCGUACAAAUCGAGAGAGUGAUCUUGGACGAGACAAAUCAGGAUAUUAUCUUACUAUCUGAAACGCGGAGAGGAGUGGAAAGCCAUGGACGCCACUGACCUACGUGCCUACAUAGGGCUGCUAAUCCUGGCAGGGGUGUACAAGUCCCGAGGCGAAGCCAGUCUAUGGGACGCGCAAGGCGGCAGAGCGAUUUUCCGCGCUACCAUGCAGCUGAAAGUCUUGUACACCUAUUCGACGUCGAUACGAUUUGACGACCGUGGGACGCAAGCGGCGAGACGCGCCACGGACAAGUUGGCGGCGAUACGAGAGGUCUGGGAUAUGUGGGUAGAGGGAUUACCCCGCCUCUGAGUAGGGGGUACCUGCAGAGCUGGAGACCCCCGGAGACCCCGGAGGGCCAGAGAGCUGCAGUUUUAGGACCGCAGUUUCAGGACUGCAGUUCUAGGACCCUCGUUUUAUCUGACAGCGCCACGUAGCGAAUAGGAUAAACAUGGACCGGAACAAGAUCAUAUUUUCCUGCAGUAGUGAAUAUUGUAGGAUUAUGGCUCAGAACAAGAUGGACUAGAAUCAGAGUGUAAGUAGCUAAUGUGAAUCGCGUAUGGUUAUGUAUCAAACAAUUCUGGUGACUUGAAUUGGACAACGUUAGCUAGCUAACUUCAACUUUGCUGUCGAAAUAAUUUCAAGACACUGGAGUGGUUUUCAACGUCAAACAAACUACUUGAUUAGCUAGAGCUAACAUUCAGUAGUUAUAGCACUAGCUAGCUAGCUCUUCCUUAAAAACGAACCGUAAAUUGUUACUCUGUUUAUUUGUUUAAUGAAACAGUAGCGCAACGUAGCUUAUCAACAAUCAAGUAUUGUUCAACAUAUUUAAAUUAGCUAAACGUUCAAAACAAUUCUGGUACAAUUAUCUAUUCACUUAUGAAAAUUGUAUGAAAUGCAAACUUUUAGACUAUUUGUUUUGUUUUAUUGAAACCAAGCCCAACUACUGUAGGUGUCUUAUGAUAAAGCCAGCACAUUAAUAAAACUUCAAACAAAUGAUAGGUUAAAAGCAAGUGGAUUGGAUCUGUCAGGUAAACGAAAUCUGCAGCCUACUGUCUUAAAAAUUAAUCCUAUAAUUUUUGUAGGCCAUCAUAUAGGCUACGGCCAGGGCUGGAUUAAGACAAUGGGCUUUAGGGGCUGCAGCCCCGGGCCUCGCCACCAGGGGGGCCUCAGGCUGCCCGAUGUCGAAUGAGUCAACGGCACUGCGCAUAACAUUAGAAAAAUUCUGAGUGAAAACUAAAAUAAUGUGCGAAAAUGUCCGGCCAAGGAAAGCAGAUGGGACUAAACUCGAAUAGCUUCAGCAACUUUUUAUAGUACAAAAUCGUUCAUCAAAAGGAGAUGCAGUCUUUCGACACACCCUCCAAUCAUCAAGUAG